Molecule: messenger RNA, 2834 nt
Organism: Silurus meridionalis
Lineage: Eukaryota; Metazoa; Chordata; Actinopteri; Siluriformes; Siluridae
Product: zinc finger protein Pegasus-like
Exons: 4
Coding region: 198-1151 (317 amino acids)
Biological process (GO): regulation of cytokine production; regulation of immune system process; negative regulation of transcription by RNA polymerase II
Source: RefSeq, a predicted model, not a curated record
AAUACGCUUAGCUUCGGUUAUUGUGUAUAUAUUCUAUAUUAAAACUGUUUUAUUGGGAAAGUUAGGAUCAUGUAACGUCUUUUUAUUAUCUCGAAUUUAAUUUAUUAUGUUUUAAUUUGAUUUUCAGUCCGAAUUUCCGGUUUAUUUCUCAGCUGCUAAGUACCUGCUCACCGAGACACAGUGUCAGGUCGGCGUAGAUGCGGAUCGAGCGUAUAGAAUCAGCGGCGCGUCCCGGUUGGACGAUGAACGAGACGAAGGUGGAGCCUCUGGACUUUGUGAGGGACUUUCAGGAGUAUCUGGACCAGCAGACGCAUCACGUGAACGCGCUGUCAUCUUCGGUGAACGGGGAGAAGAGUGACGAGGACCUGCGGACGGGUGUGUGUGACGCGGAACACAGUGUGAUGGAUCACCUGGCGUCUGUCGAGGUGCGUCUAGACACAGACGGGUUCGAGAGGACGGGAGACGGAAAAUUCCAGUGUCGUUACUGCACUUACGCCAGCAAGGGGCAGGCCCGCCUCAUCGAACACAUGCGCACACACACAGGAGAAAAGCCUCACCGCUGUCAGCUGUGUCCGUUCUCCUCGGCGUACGAGCGACAGCUGGAGACGCACAUGCGCUCGCACACGGGCGAGAAGCCGUACAAGUGCGAGCUCUGUCCGUUCCGCUGCAACGACCGCAGCAACCUCUCACACCACCGCCGCCGCCGCCACAAACUCCGCCGCCUGACCAACGCCACCGCCACACAGACCAAAUCCCAGCAGCUCUACAUCCCCGACGACAAGCCCCUCCUCCUCCCCCAACCGCCGGCCAAUCAGGAGCAUGAGUGCAGCGAAGGCCCCCGCCCCUGCUCCCCCGGCCAGGACUUGGACGGCUACGAGAGGGACGUCAAAGGUCACGCUCUGACUCCUCCGUCUCAGGACCUUUCCGCCGACGCCCUCCUGAGUCCGGAAUCUUCCCCGGCGCAGAUCAACGCUCGGACACUGUACUUCUGCCCGCACUGUCAAACCUACUUCGGCGACAACGUGCUCUACACCGUGCACAUGGGUUGCCAUGGUUACGACCAGCCCUUCCAGUGUAACGUCUGCGGAGUGCACUGCAGCGACAAGUACGACUUCGCCUGUCACUUUGCCCAGGGACAACACCGCAAGUGACACACACACACACACACACACACACACACGUUUAUUUAUAACCCGUAUUUAUGAGACAUUCAUGGUCCAUUUUCUAUAUAUCACUAUUCAUCUAUAUAUAUACACAUAUGUAAAUAUACGACACGCCCACUUUCUUUAAGCCACACCUUCUUUUAGAGCUGGUCUCUUUAACUUAUACCCAUUUCAGCAUCUUAAAGCCACGCCUACUUUCAUUCAACUCUGUUGCGUCAUUUCAGUGACGUAACUGCAUCGUUUUCUAUGCCACGCCCCACUUUUACUUUAAUAUAUAUUAUGAAAUUUAUAGGCCACACCCCAUUUUUACUUUCUCAUGGUGUUAUAGUGUCAUUUAAAGACACGCCCAUAUUUUUUUUUAAACACAACAUGUUGCAGUAUCUGAUUUAAAGGACACGUGCACUUCCUAAUUUUUUUUUACAUCAAGACUAUAUUUACUUCUAUGGUUUUAAAGCCACACCCACUUUAAAGCUUAUUUUCAUAUCCAGGAUUUAAUAUAAAGGCCACGCCCUCUUAAACUGUCCUUAUUUCCAUAUGCAGGAUUAAUAUGAAUGGUCGUCCACCUCCUCUUCUAUAUUCUUGAAGCCACGCCCACUCAUCGACUUUCUAAUGCCUAUAACUAUGGCUGGUAAUCCACGCCCAUUCAACUUCGACCUCAUUGUCAUGAUAUUGAUGUAAUUUAAAUGUUCUUUUCUGAGGCUCUCAAGCCACGCCCACUUAGAGCUGAUUUUAGUUUAGUAAUUUAAAAACAAUGCCCAUAUUCUGUUUUGUUAUUAAAGCCACGCCCAUUCCGAGACAUUCCUUUAUUUAAUUGCAUUUUAUUCUAUGUUAAACAACUCAGUUUUUAUAUUAAUAUUAAUUACAUCACACCCACUUCCACACCGUUUAAAGCCACACCCAUUUCCAGCUACUUUAAAAUUUCCAUAAACGUUAUUUUAAGUGCACGCCUACAUAAUUUUUAACUUUCCAAAAGACACUCCCACUUAGAGAUGUGAGAAUAAUUGUUUGUGAUCAGGACUGACACGCCCACUUUCGGUGUGUUCUAUAAUUUUGAAGCUAGAGAAGUAUGAUCUUGGUAUAAGCCCCACCCACUUAUCUUCCCUCUGUUCAUAUACAGUACGAGAUGAAAAGGCCACGCCCACUCAGAUUCUCUAAUCUUUCUGCAUUCAACAUUAAUUUCAAGAACAAACUAUUUUUAAAGUUUAAAGACGUUCAGGCCACAAAAACUGUAUUAUUAUUAUUAAUAUUAUAUAUUAUAAAGAAUUUAAAUCAUUUAGUUAACCGUUAUUUUGUUGUUGUUCUGAUUUACAUUCAGAUUUGAAAUAAUAAAUUAAAAAGUUUUAGCUUGUGUUUUUACUGUUGGGUGAUUUUAUAAAAAACAAACAAAAAAGACUCCAUGUGAAUGUGAUUGAAUUAAUUCUGUUUAUUUUUACUUCAUUUGAAUUGAAUAUUUUAUUUAAAAAUAUCUGGGUUUUUUUCUCAAUGUCUUUUUUCUUUAAUAAAUUUGUUGAAGUAUUUUACACAUUUAGGAAAAAACUGAUUUAAUUUAUUUUUACAUUUUGGAACAAUAAAGGAGAAAUGAAAGCAGUAAAACAUCAUCUGAACACAAUCAUGAUGUAAUAUUGAUUUGUUUAUUUAUGCAAAAAAUAAAUAAAUAAAAUACCAAACAUG